Molecule: messenger RNA, 3001 nt
Organism: Rattus norvegicus (Norway rat)
Lineage: Eukaryota; Metazoa; Chordata; Mammalia; Rodentia; Muridae
Source: RefSeq, a predicted model, not a curated record
UUGAUUCCAUAAAAACACAGUGACAUCAGGCUUGAGUUGGUUGGGAUGACUUGUAAGAACACAUGGACCCCCUUCCCUCCACUGCCUGCCAUAUGUUGGGAUAAAUUGGCAGACAGGUCUCAUGUUCCCAACAGUCCCCUCUCAGGUGUAUGGCUACCUAAGGGAGGCCAGUCACAGGGGCUGGGCUGAUAGUGUACUUGUCUGUCACUAAGUCAAACAUUUCGAAUGCACCCUUGUGCUGUGGGCAGGUGGGCAGGAAGCAGGCAAAAUUUACCCUGAAGGAGCCAUGAGCAACUUUUUUUUUUUUUUUCCGGAGCUGGGGAUCGAACCCAGGGCCUUGCGCUUGCUAGGCAAGCGCUCUACUGCUGAGCUAAAUCCCCAACCCCCACGAGCAACUCUCUACUGACGGUUUCCCCACAUCUAAGAGGGAAUUCCUGACCUCAAAAGUGUCAGUGGACCCUCCAAUCUUGGGUCUGUGAUUUGGAGCUGGAAAAAGUUUCUGGCUCUGGCCACACUCUUGGCCAGCAGAUCAUUAUGCUCCAGACGGACCAGAGCCCUAUGCAGGCAGCCAGAUCUGACUCUCUUUAUCUUGGAUGGAGUUAGGAGACUCGGGGCUGGAUAUGAGAACAGGGACACAGAGGAGCCUAUGUCCUCAAGAGGGCCGGCCCCUCUGUGGUGCCUUGGAGGCUGAGAAUCUAGAGGCUGGGAGAUGCAUACUCUGUAGGAACCGAGGCUGUGCUGCCUUCUCUCUACAAUGGGAGAGGAGAAGCUGGGUGUGGACAGCUCGGUCCUACUCUGUCCCUACUAUGUUCUGUGUCACUGGACUUGUCCCUUGCUGCCAAGGCUGGGUGUAGCCUUCAUGUGAGACAAAUGAAGUGACAGCCCCUCCCUGUGGUAUGUAACAGGAUCAGGUGAGGAGCCCGUAUCCUUCUCCUUCCUGUCCUGCAGCAGGUGUAAGGCCAUCUCUACCCAACCCCAUUCUGGAAGGCCCAGGGCUGGGCAGGGGGACAGGGUGGUCCUGCCUCUGCUGUGGGAAGACACCAUGGCCCUGGGGCCCUACUGUGGCUUCCUACUGCUUCUGGCUGUUCCUGGUAUCUCCUGCGAAGCUUUACAGUCAGGGUGUGGCCAGCCCCAGGUUUCACAUGCAGGAAGUCGAAUCGUGGGAGGGCACGCUGCCCAAGCUGGUGCAUGGCCGUGGCAGGCUAGCCUCCGUCUGCAGAAGGUGCAUGUGUGUGGAGGAUCCCUGCUCAGUCCAGAAUGGGUACUCACAGCAGCCCACUGCUUCUCUGGGUCUGUGAACUCGUCGGAUUAUGAGGUGCACUUGGGGGAGCUGACGAUCACACUGUCUCCUCAUUUCUCCACCGUAAAGCAAAUUAUCAUGUACUCUAGUGCCCCAGGACCACCGGGGUCCAGUGGAGACAUUGCCCUGGUGCAGCUGGCCACCCCGGUGGCUCUUUCCAGCCAGGUCCAGCCUGUGUGCCUUCCAGAGGCCUCAGCCGACUUCCACCCUGGGAUGCAGUGUUGGGUGACAGGCUGGGGCUAUACACAGGAGGGAGAGCCUCUGAAACCCCCAUACAAUCUUCAGGAGGCCAAGGUCUCUGUGGUGGAUGUAGAGACCUGCAGCCAGGCUUACAGCAGCUCCAACGGCAGCCUCAUUCAGUCAGACAUGCUAUGCGCCUGGGGCCCUGGGGAUGCCUGCCAGGAUGACUCUGGAGGGCCACUAGUCUGCCGGGUGGCUGGGAUCUGGCAGCAGGCUGGUGUUGUCAGCUGGGGUGAGGGCUGUGGCCGCCCUGACCGCCCUGGCGUCUAUGCUCGGGUUACUGCCUAUGUAAACUGGAUCCACCGCCACAUCCUGGAACCAGGGGGCUCAGGAAUGCAAGGGCUCUCCUGGAUUCCCCUCCUGGCUGGCCUCUUCUUGCCAAGUCUCUUCCUGCUGCUGGUCUCUGGAGUCGUGAUGGCCAAGUACUGGCUGGGCUCUCCCUCCCACCCAGCCUUGGAGUUCUGACUGAGGUGCCGCAACCCAAGUGUCUUUCUUAAAUAAGUUAGUGUUUAUUCAGAUUUGCCUUGCCCCUCCCCUCCCCUCCCCUCAGCUUUGACUUAGGAAGCCAAGUUUUCUGCAUCAGAUUAUUGCAACAUUUAACCUGAAUUUGUAGAAACGGAUGACAUAAAGCAAAUGGAUGUCAAAUGAAUGUUGAGCCCAACAGCCUGGAAUGGAUGGGAAGCCCCACCUCAGUUGGGACUGCAAUGUCUUAUUGCAUGGGUCAGUACUUCCCAGGGUCACUGCAAAGUUCUAGACCAUCUAAGGGGAUGGAAUGGGGGAGGGGCACUGUGAGAGGGAAGGAUGCCGAGUGGUGGACAGAAACAGGACUGUGAACGAAGGUGAUAUUGGGUGCGGUGGCUGCAGGACCCAAUGUACACAGGCUCAAGCCUGUACUCCCUGUCGGAAACCUGUGUGUCACAUGGAUGGAGCUGUGGUGCCCUCCUGCCUGUGAGGAAUUACUGGUCCUUCCCAGGACACAGCCUCUCCUCCUGAGACUGAUGACCUGGUCCUGGUACAGCUUCUGGUGGUGGUUAAAACUCAGGAAAACCCAAACCUGAAUCACCACGAGGGAGGCUCGUGGGGCCCGAGGCUGCUCCUGUGUCAUGGUGCAGAGACGGGAUGUCUGCUGCCUCUCCUGGGAUGGUUAUCUCCCGGUCCCUCUGCCUUAGUGGGGCCUAAGCCAGGGUCCACUCAUGGCCCUACCACCCUGCAGGGAGCCAACAACCUCAAUGCCAAAGCCCUGUGGACACGCAGCCCCAUCUACACAGGCUCAUCUCCACUGUCAUCUGGGGCAGGAGUGGCUGGGGUAGACCCUGGUUUCUUCAAGGGGGUCUGGGGCACAGUGAGGUACAGUCCUUGUUCCUUCUCUGGGCAGUCACCAGAGGGCAUAGAAAGUUCAGUUUCUAGUAUCAGAGGCACUAUAGCCCCCAAAGAGGAAACUCUGGGUUCUGGGGUCACACU